AUGCCAAAAGCUAGAGAACGAGUAUGCUCGAUAUGCGGAAUCGGCUCAAGAUUAACUCGGAAUAAGUUCAAAGUUAUUACAACAGUAGCCGUUGAAAAACUAUUAAUAUCUGCCUAUCAAUCCAGAUAUGGUUUCGAUUUAUCUGUUCCGUUGCUUGGUUCAUCGGUGCAUGAAACAUGCUACAACAGCUUGUAUGGAUGGUAUCGUUAUCAGAAUCAAGUGAAAGAAGUACCUGCUAAUAAUACUUGUUUAAAUCCCAUAAGUAAUAAUAUGCAAACAGUUCAUCAGUGUGAACAUCAAUCAUCACUGGAUGCAGUAUUGGACUGCAAUACGAAUACAGAUAUUGAAAUGGAUAUUUCUCCUUCGUCAAUGCUCAAAGAAGAUUCACUGAGUGAAAAUACAGUGUUUACAACAACGACCAAAAAUGACGACCAAAUUGUUUGCCCAAUUAGAAUGAAUCAAAAUGAAAAACCUGACAAUGAACCAUUACUGUGUAUUUCUCCGAUAUCCUCAUUGUCUCCUACUUGUUUAUCGAAUAAUCCGUGGAUGGUCCAUGCAAGCACUGAUUGUUUCGAAAACUCGAACAAAAAUCAUUUUCUUUCAUCAACUAUCAAUUUAUCUAUCAAUGAUCUGGAAGCAUCAUUUAAUCUAGAUGAGCCGCUUGAUAAAGAACUAAAUUCAUUAAUAACUCGAGAAUUUGCAGAAACUAGCAUUUUAUCAAAUAUUGAAAAUAUCAGCAGUCUUCAACGAUCUAGUUUAUUAAAUUUUAACAAAAAGACUAACGAUCAUAUUGAAAAGACAGUUACUGAAUUACUUUCCUUGAUGACCCAAAUUGUCACCAAAACAAUAAAUAUUAGCUCAAAAUGUUCAUUAAUCUUACCCAAAUUGUUCAAUAAUGAUAGCUUUUUAUCAACAUGUUCAGUGCAAACAACUUUUGAAUCUUUAAUCAGCACUAAUAAUCUUUUUAUUCCAGAAAUUGAAAAUCAACAUGAUCCAACAUCUAAUCUUAAUGUACCACUUUUCGUUGAUACUACAUUUAAUGAUAUUUUUCACUCAUCGAUAUGCCCGACCGAUGAUGUGAAUGAAGAAGCAUCCAUUAUUUCGUCUGAUCCAGAUAUGUUGAUGAGUAACAGUUAUCAAGAAGAGACGUAUGCACAUUGUUUCAAUGAUAUACCACCGGAAUCAUCUAUCUUUGACGAAGAUAACGUAACUGGUAAUUGGGAAGAUCUUAAUAAUGAAUGUACUAUCGAUGAAGAUUCAUUUUUUUUGUUGAGCGAUGGAUUGAAUCGAACAGAUACUGAUAAACCGAAAUUGAGACGUUCAAGAAAGGUUAAUUCACGAUCUUAUUACUAUAAGCGGAAGAUUACUAAUGCUAUUCGAAAAAGAUUAUCAACGUUAUCUCAUCGUAGUCAAUCUGAAGCUGAAAGUCCUGGUUCAGCAUGUCGUGAAGAUGCUUAUAAAUCACCAAUGGAUGAACUAAUUACUUGGGUUACAGAACAAGUACAAGAUAAACUUAUUUCUUUGAAUGAGAUCAAAGAUAAGUUGAGAAGUAUUAUAUGUACCCAACACCAGGAAAAAUUAGAUGAUAUACAAUUGAGAAAUGAUUGGGUACAACGACAGAUGCAAGAGCAUUCACCUGGGAAGUUUUGGUUCGGCAAGAUUGCUAAGCGUCUUGGAACAUAUAUUGGUCUAAAUAACAUCGGUGGUCAUUUACAAAAUAUUUUGUCAUCGUCCUUUUCUUACAAUUUAUCGCAAUCCAAUGUUACGGCUACUACUGAUCAAGAUGAUUCAAUACAAAGUAACGGAAAGAAACAAUUAUGUCUAGCACUAUUUACAGCAAUUACCACGUUGCGUGAACAAAUCCGAGAGAAUAUUUAUCUGAUUCAAGUCUUCCAUAAAGAACCUGAGAAGAUUACUAAUAUGACGUCUGGCAUAUUGAAUAGUCUUGUUCCAAUGUUGCUGAGAAAUUUUAUUGGUAUGUUAACAGCAAGCAAUCGCAAGUUUUCUAAAAUAAAAAGUGAAUAUGCAUAUUUAGAUGCAUUUGAUAUUGAUUUGUUUCGUACUAGUGAAAACUGGCUCAAAAAUAUUUCUAUUUGCUAUGAUAUCAUUAAUAUUAAAAAUGACCGAAUUGUGUCACCUAAACAUAUUUUAUUGGCGAAUGAAGUCUUUCGGCACGCACAUUCAUAUGAGCUACUGACAGUGCUUAAUAGAUUUGGUGUUGUAUGUUCACAUAGAAACCUUUCACGCCUUUAUCAUCGUAUUGCAAAAAAUAAUGAUACAAGUGGAUCUGGAUUACCUUCAAAUAUUCGUGCCAAUAGUUUUAUGAUUGAAGUACAUGAUAACUUUAAUAUGAACAAAGAAACGUUAAGAGGUGAAGGUAGUUUACAUGUUGUUAAUAGAAUUAUUUUACAAAGUGAUGAAAACGAUGGAAAACUUACGAACUUUUCUUCGUCUACUUCACCAAACAAUUCACUUUCGUCUUUACUUCCGGUUACUUCAGCAAACACAACUAAUGCAUCAGAUACGAGAAAAAAUCAUUUGAAUAUUCAACCAAGUCUUUAUCAAGGAUUUACAUGUUCGAAUCAUGAUAUAUCUUUAUUCUGUUUCAAUCUCAUCAAGUGUUGGUUUGGUACAAAGCAUUUAGAUUCAGCUUUUUCCAUAACACGGCCCUGCAUACUUAUUCCACUAACAUCAGGCUUUUUUGCCUCUUAUGUUUCGUCAUCGCCGCGUCCUAUACAUCAUGUUGCAUUCCUUCCACCAGUUCACAGUGAUCCAAAUAAAAUCUCGACUACUUACGAAUGUAUGGAAUCAACGAAGCAACGAUUGUUGGACAACGGUUUGCAAGAAGCGGCUGUAGUCGUGGUCGAUGAAAAAAUUUACAGAAACUGCAUUCAAGUAAAAGACAAUCAUAAAGUGCUAUUUGACAAAUUAUUACCGUAUCCAGGUGAAUUUCACAUAAUGAAGAAUUAUAUGAUUGCUGUAUGGGACAUAUUGGAAUAUUCUGGUAUUGAUACAGCAUUAGGUGAAUUAUAUAGAGGAGCAAGUUUUCGAUCAAUUAUGAAUUGUUCUCAUUUCAAUAAAUCCUUACGUGCUAUGAAAUUAUUGCAUUCUACUUUGGCCACAUUACUAAUUCAUCAAUUUUUGAACGACAUGCCUAUUGAAAUUGUCAACGAUCUUGAAGCUCUCUUGAAGACCAUACCGUAUGAUGUUACUUCCAAUACAUUGAAAAUAGAAUGGUUCAAAAAAUUUCAGGAUACAGUACAACAACAUCAGUUAUUUAUAGUGUUUAAUGAAUGGAUUGCUGAUAAGAACAAUCAAAACAAGAAAUUUAAAUUUUGGCAUUUUGUUUUUAAUGAUCUCAUUGGUCCUUUAAUUGAUAUGUAUAUAGCCAUUCGAUCGGCUGAUUUUGAUGCUCGUAAUGCAGCAUUAAGUCGUAUGGCACCGUUAUUCUUCACAACAAAUCAUCAAAAUUAUGCGCGACUAUGUGCAAGACACAUUACUGAUCUUCGCUCAUGUUCUGAUGAAUUGUUCAACGUUCUUGCGAAUGCAUUUGCAGUACAACGUACGCCACGUCCUUUUUCAUCUAUAGCUAUGGAUCAGACAAUUGAAGUAACAAUUAAUAAAGCUGGUAAAGGUCAAGGAGGUAUAUCUGGUCGAUAUGAUAAAGAUAUGAUCGAUAUUUGGUGCAAAUCAUUUUCUUAUCGAUCUUUAUUAUCCACUAUUACAUGUGAACUAGCUGAAUACGAGACCGAAAACAAUAAUAUUGAUGCUCAUAUUGAAUGCACUCCGUCAAGACUUGAAGCUGAUGAGCACGAUUUCGGCACAUUACUUAUGAUCCUCGUCAAAGAACGUUUAUUUACAUGUGAUGAGGAAACUGUUACACAGCUUUUUUCUGGACAACAGUUUAAAUCGAUAAUUAUUGAUGAUAUUUUGGGUUACAUUCUACGCGGACAAGUUGCCAUAGAAGAAUUCGUAAAAGAACGUCUUGUGAAUUGUUCAACACCUUGUCAAGCAACUUUGAAAAAAAUGAAGUUAUUAAAGCUGAUUGAUAAUGAUCAAGUUGAUCAACAAUCAGGAAUAGUUAAACGUGUGGCAAAAAAAUCAAUACAAAAUAUAAAAGAAAUUGAUGAAACUAUUAUAAAAGCACUGAUGCUUAGUCGAUAUCGGCCAAAAAUGAAUCUGGUUGAAUUCUUUGGACACGAAUUUUCAUCAUGGCCACUUUCAUUAUGCGAUCGGAAUAAUCAAGAUUUUUUGUAUCAACAAAGCAAGUCGAAAGUUAUAAACUUUUUAAAAGAAAAGGUUCCCGAUAGUUUUGGUACAAUCAAUCCAUUUACUAUAUCAUCAACAAACACUCAUGAAUCGGCUUUACUUAUCGACGGUGGUGCUCUUUUACAAACACGUCCUAUGCAUGGUCAUACUGCAUUAGAUUAUGCAAUUUAUCUACUUGAAAAAAACAUUAUUCCAGAAUUUAAUUCGUAUGAUCGUAUUGAUAUUGUAUUUGAUUCUAAUCGAAGUUAUACAGCAAAACGUUUCAUUGAUCGGCAUACAGUUAUUGAUGAACACAGAGUCACUUAUUAUAAAUUAUUGCCCGAACAUAAAUUGCCAACUGGUCAACAGUUCGAUAGCUUCUUACGAUGUGGUAAUCGUGCCACUUUAGCAGCUGCUGUCGUCCAAUGUUGGCAGCUUCCAGAGGCGUUCGAAUUAAUUCCAGCACAGAAGAAACUUGUUAUUGGUGGCCCGAGUACAACUGCUUUGUAUCUCUCAAAUGAUCUACCACCAGAACAAGCAUUUUCUCUAGAAUUUAAUCAUGAAGAAGCGGAUACACGUUUAGUUCUUCAUUUACAAGACGCUGUUUUAUAUAAUUAUAAACAUGUGUGUGUGCGAUCUGCCGACACUGAUGUUGUAUUUUUAAUGAUAUCAUAUGCAAAUACUGUUGAUUUAUCAAAAGUUAUUGUUGAUGCAACCGUUCGUAGUGGUCAACCAAAAUAUAUCGAUUGCACUAUGAUACAUCAUCAAUUAAUUAAUAAGUAUCACAUAUUUCCGGAAAUCUUACUUGCUCUACAUGCUAUCAGUGGUUGUGAUACAACUUCGUUCUUCAGAAACAUAUCCAAAACGACAUUUUUUGAAACAUAUUUUGCUUCGCCUUCACGUUAUGCUGAACUGCAAAAUCUUUCAGCAUUUCCUAUGAAUCAAAAGGAUAUUUAUGUCGUUGAAAGAAUCAUUUAUGAUUGUAUUCAUCAUGGUAAUCGCCGAUCACAAGUGAAAAAAACUUUACAUAUGGCCUCAAUGAAUGCAUCGAAUUUGAAACCUUCGACUAGCACGUCAUUCACAUCGAUUGAUAAUUUACGUGCAACUAUGGCACUUAAUGCACUCCAGAAAGGAAACAAAUCUAUUGUUCUCAUACUUCCCCCAUCAGCUGUUGCAUUGUUUCAUCAUUGUCGUAGAGCGAGCAGACAAUAUCAAGUGUGGAGAAGUGCACAUAUUGAUAAUCUUCCUUAUCCUGAUCAUGAACCAUACGGUUUUGAAAAGAUCAACAAUGAAAUCAGAAUAAAAUGGACGACAAAAAUGCCUUUACCAAAAGAUAACUCUUGUUUCCAUUCUUGCAAAUGUACGGGCGAUUGUAAGAGGUGCAAAUGUGGUAAAUAUUCACAACCAUGUACAAUAUACUGCUUGUGUGAUCCGACGAAAUGUUCCAAUCGCUCAUCAAUUUCCAAUGAUUUGGUACCAAAACAUGCUGAAACAAGAUCAAUCGAAUCAACGAAUACAAAUAACAUCUUCCACGAUCAUGAUUACUUUUGCAAAUCAAAUGAGACCAUCAACUCUGACGUCAUAUUGCAUGACUCUGAUGAAGAUGCAUCUUCAAAUUCUUCAGAUCUAAUACAGAAUAUUGACUCAUCUGAUGAUCUUAGUACAUUUGGCUGA
Molecule: messenger RNA, 5922 nt
Organism: Rotaria socialis
Lineage: Eukaryota; Metazoa; Rotifera; Eurotatoria; Philodinida; Philodinidae
Source: the annotation of a GenBank genome assembly